GGCUCUGUGAUUUAACGCACAGCGCCACCCACGUCCCUAUAACUGCUAGGUAGGCUUGUCUAAAUAAGAAUGCCAUCAACUGGCACUGAAACUAAUCCUGUGAAGGCGCCUUCCCCCUAUCAACAUGCAGGAGGUUCCACAAGUAUCUCUGCCACCACACUAAACAUUUGAGUUCUUACAUAUACAGUGUGGGUAUUAUGUGGCACCUGUAAAAGUGUCAAUUCCACUGAUCAGAGUGUUCUAGUGGACCCAUAUGGGUAAGGUGAUAUUUUAGGUGAAGGAGUGUGGAAAAUGAGUUUUGGUUUUGGUUUUAUAGAUGAGUUUCAGGCAGUGGGACCAAUUGUGGAGGCUUCAUUGCAUAAGAAAGUGAAACGCAGAGUUAGUUUCUCUGGAAGGAUGUGGAAAUGCUUAAUGCUGAAUAGCUUUUACCUUACAGACAUUUUUUCAUUCCCCAGUCCCUUCACAUUCUACUGCCAUCCUGCAGCCGCCUCUCAUCUCAACAAAGCCAGACACUCUUGAUCCAUCAUGGCCUCAGCACCACCAUCCAUGAACAUAGAAGAGGAAGUCUUGUGCCCCAUCUGCAAGGACCUCCUGACAGACCCCGUGACCUUGAACUGUGGCCACAACUUCUGCCGAGGCUGCAUCACCAAGCACUGUGAGGUACGGGAUGAAAUUGAGAUGGGGGACUGCAAGUGUCCCGUCUGCAUGGACAAGAUCCGGAACAGGAAUUUCUGCCCCAAUUGCCAGCUGGCAAAUGUAGUAGAAAGUAUCAAACAUCAGAGAAAGGAACUAUGUGAGAAGCAUAAAGAAAAACUCCACCUGUUCUGCAAACAAGAUGCAGAAUUGGUGUGUUUGGUUUGUGAGCGAUGCCCAGAGCAUAAAUCACACACUGUGGUUCUCAAGGAAGAGGCUGCCCAGGAAUACAAGGGCUUGAUCUGUAGCUGCCUGAAGAAUCUGAGGAAAGAGAGAGAAGCUAUUCUGGCAUACCAAGCAGAUGUGGAGGAGAAAAGCCAAGACCUCCUUAAAUUAACAGCAACUGAGAGGCAGAAGGCAGUGGAGAAGUUCAGACAACUGCACCAGUUUCUGGAAGAGCAAGAAAAACAACUACUGAAUCAGAUUGAAGAGGCGGAGAAGGACAUUGCAAGGAAAAGGGAUGAGCACCUGGCCAGACUCUCCGGAAAACUCCCCUCUCUUGAAAAUAUCAUCAAGGAGAUGAAGGAGAAAAGUGAGAAGCCAGCGAUUCAACUCCUGCAGGAUGUGCGAAGGACUUUGCAGAGGUAUGAGCAAAGAGAGCGAUUGGAGAAUUCAGCGGCUUUCCCUCGAGAGCUGAAGAGGGGGCUCUUAGAAUUCUGUGACAUAAAUCCACUUCUGGAGGGUGUCGUGAAGCAAUUCAAAGAUGCCCAGUUACUCAGACAGCAGCUUUGGAAAGCAAACAUCACUAUGGGUCAAAAAGCAGCAGCUCAUCCCUCCGAGGAUUGUAAACAUGUGAAAUGCGGCCACAAAAGUCAAGACCUGUUGAACAAUCCUGAAAGACUCAACCUUCUCCAUUCUGCGCUGCAAUCAAAUGUCACUCUGGAUCCAGACACAGCUAAUCGUAUUCUUGCCCUCUCUGAGGAUCGCAAAAGCGUGAGAUUGGGAGCCCCACGUCAAGACCUGCCCGACAAUCCCGAGAGAUUCGACACAGUUAUUUCCGUGCUGGGAAGGGAGGGAUUUGCAGCAGGCAGACAUUUUUGGGAGGUCAUUGUAGAGAGAGAGGGAGAAUGGGCACUGGGGGUCACCAGGAAGUCCUUGAGGAGAAAGGGCUCCUUUCACUUAAGUUCCGAGGAAGGGAUCUGGGCUGUGGGGAGGUGGGGAGGAGAGUACAAGGCCUUUGACCCACCUGAUGUCCCUUUUCUCUUCCUGAGAGGGGAGCUCAAGAGGAUCCAAGUGUUUCUGAAUUAUGAAGCAGGGGAAGUGACUUUUCUCAAUGCCGAUUCAGGAGCCCCUCUCUACACGUUCUCAGGAGCCUCGUUCUCUGGAGAGACCCUCCUCCCUUUCUUCUAUCUGUGGGGAGAGAAAACCCACCUCAAAAUUGCCUGAGGAGAAAACUGCGUCACACACUCAGGCAGAGUUUCUUUCUAGACCGGAAUGGUUGCUCUAUAAAGCAAACGCUUAUUAGCAGUUGGGUGAGGGUUCACUCCAAUCACAAUUGGUAGAAAUAGCAA
Molecule: messenger RNA, 2204 nt
Organism: Podarcis raffonei (Aeolian wall lizard)
Lineage: Eukaryota; Metazoa; Chordata; Lepidosauria; Squamata; Lacertidae
Product: tripartite motif-containing protein 10-like
Exons: 8
Coding region: 526-2079 (517 amino acids)
Molecular function (GO): protein binding; zinc ion binding
Source: RefSeq, a predicted model, not a curated record